Messenger RNA from Blastomyces gilchristii SLH14081, 2142 nucleotides. RefSeq lists its product as uncharacterized. The coding region runs from base 1490 to 1783 and encodes 97 amino acids. The record is from RefSeq and is a predicted model, not a curated record. The transcript has 2 exons. Lineage: Eukaryota; Fungi; Ascomycota; Eurotiomycetes; Onygenales; Ajellomycetaceae.
UGAGGUUGGAUAAUGAUGUCAUGAUGAGGUCGCCUCAUCGACUGCAAACCAACCUCACCUUGAAUGUUCAGGUGGUGACCAGUUGUGACUAUCAAAAAAGGCCAACAAUGCAUAUCCUAUCCACUAGUUACCUGGCUAAUAGACAUUACAUUUUUUAUUAUGGGUUCAAGACUCCAAUUCCAAUUGUCAUUGUGGAUCACAAGUGCUCUCUUUUGCUAAGGGUAGUUUGUUAUAUACGUUAACCUUGAAGCCUCUCCACCGCGCGGGUCUUAGGGUUUUUAGCUACUAUAACGCGUUCUAUAGCAAUGAAUAGCACGUGGCGAGGCCUUUGACCGCCAUCCUGCAGUUUGGUUGCAUACGAGACUACUUGCCCCGCAAGAAGAUCAGAUAACAGGAUAUUCAACGAACUGGGUUACAUACUUCCGUUCCUGGACGUCAUACUUGUGGAGGCCAACAUAUCCUUGACCUCCGCACACUUGGCAUUUUAUCACUGUUGGUCUCCUGCCUGCAUGGGCUAUCAGCAUGCGUGCAUAUAGUAGUGAAGAAUACGAAGUACAGGUGGGGAACGAAGGACGCAACCGUACUAGAUUCUGAAUUUUUUGUUAACGGAAACCGAUACCUUGGUUUGACAAGCCAGAUUAUCAAACUAUAUCAUCACCGGCCCGUUGGUGACGACAUAGCUCUCGAAUAUUUUUAACCCACCAGUGUAUUUCUACUCAUAUAAUUCUAUUAAGUCCUAGGGUUUUCUUCUUCUUUCUAGAUCAGUUGCGCAGCACACACAGCGAUAUCAUUCGGUAAGUGGUUGUCAAAAAUUUUUUCUCAUUCUUUUCUGACGUUGAGGACAUCUAUAUAGGUGGAUUUCCCCAGGAUUCACCGCCAUGGUUUAGCUGGUACCUUGUGCAGAUAUUUUCCCUCUGCCUGUAGUGAUAUCACUUCUUCAUUCCUCAUUCCUCAUUUCUCAUUUCUCAUUUCCUUUUUUCUUAUACCCUACGAUAUUUUCGCUUAGGUCUUUUCCAUUGAUACCCUGACGCCCAGCCAUUUCAUAACCUACUUCAUGCUCUACCUGCUUUUUGUGGGCCAUACUUCCGGCAUUUAUCCACGCACUGGAUAUUCCGGUGAAGCAUAUUCUUAGCUUUUUCGCCUUAUGCAGGAUUUCUUAUUUUUGAGGCCUUAUUAUAAGAGCAGGAUGACCUGGCUAAAUUCUCUCCAGCGCCACUCCCAACCUAUUGGGCUUGUGUGGAAGUUGUGAGGGACUAUCAUUUAUGGCCUUCUCAACCCCUUAAACAAUAACCAUCCACAACAGCUUCCCGGCUUAUAGUGCUGCAUUUCUCUUAUAUGUUACUUAUUGAUCUUGGACUAUUUGGCCCUGAUGCUUCUAUAUUCAGUAAAAGAACCAAAAUCUCACAAAUCACAAAGCAUCUAACAGCACCUAUUUCCAUUCUCUCCCGCAACCUUCCCCCCCCCCCCCCAACUAUCCAUCCUUUUUCAUAUGCAGGAUUAUAUGCGCUCGUCUAUGGCAGGAUCACAUCCUGCCUCGACGGAGCGUCAUCGACAAUCUCCUGCGCGCCAAGAUGACGCUCCCUCCUCCAUCAUGACCUCCGACUCGCUCCACGAGGCACAAACGUUGGAGGAUUACUCUAGAAUUAUGCACCGGCAUACACAGCGGCAGAUCGAAAGGCUUCCAUCAGUAGUUGGCCAAGACGGUAGCGAUCGAAACGGGGACACUGGCCGCUCGCCGCGGGUCAGUCAACACAACAAAGAACAGUCAAAUCUGUCAUCUUGAUAGGCGGGGGAACCAUUAAAUUUGAAAUUACGGAAAGAAGAAAACGUCCCAUCCGGGAGAUGAUGGCAUUGGAUAUGUCUUCAUCAAUUUAUUUGGGCAUGCUUUUUUUUUACCUUCAUACAUCACGCACAUUGACGUCUUCGUUUGCAUGCCAUCGCUGUCUUUUACCCUACCUAGGGAAUGCUCGAUUUCUAAAGGGCUUCAAAACGCGUUAGCCCUCUGCACCUAGUCCCAUCCAACAUUGGUAGAUGGAGCAAUGUGUACAAGGUAUUGGUUACGCGCACAUGAGAUUGCGUUGUAGAUCUAUGACUAACUUCGUCCGCUUUCUUUUCUUUCUUUCUUUUUCCUUUUUCCUUUUU